AUGAAUGGUUUACCAAAUCUGCAAAGAAAGUCAGAAAAAGAGGUCCUAUUUCACCGGGUCCUAUUUCUCCAUGGCCUAUUUUUGGGUCCUAUAUCUCCGGGUCCUAUUUGUCGGGGUCCUAUUUCUCCGGCUACCUUCAAGUUGGAUACAGUUGAUAUUGAAGGAAAGAAUGACUUGUUAAAUCCAGUUCAGUAUAAAGCUGUGGAAUCAAUUACAAAAACAAUAGUUUGCGCAUCAGACCGCGAACCCAAAGUUGCUCUUUUACAGAGUCCACCAGGUACCGGUAAAUCGCACGUCAUCGUCGAAUUGAUUUCCCGGAUGUUAUAUACACACUACGAGAAGACUAAUAAGUAUCCACGCAUAUUGGUUUGUGCCCCGUCAAACAACGCAGUUGAUGAAAUAGCUGCCCGCCUCAUGCAUGUUCGUGAUGCAAGAAAAAGCAAUUAUCAUAUUGUACGAGUCGGUGUUACAACGUCAAUGCACCCAAGCGUUGCAAAAAUCUCGUUGGAAGAAUUAAUAAAGAAACACCAACAAACAAUUAUGGAAACAAAGGAAUCCCCGGAAAGCUGCAAACUUCGUACGUUGACAGAAGAACACAGUCUUCUAAAGAAAAAUAAGACAUGCUUAAUUGCUUCGAUCGAUGCCGCUAACAAAAACGGUCAAUCUGAUGAAGCGCGAAUGUAUGCAAGAAAGCUAGAGCAAUUAGAAGGUCAAAUCGAAGGAGUUGACCGGUCUUUAAACGAAUGCAUGAAGAAUCACUACAACUAUUUCAAUACUGAAAGAAUGCGUUCUGCUUUCAAAAAAGAUGUUAUUUCGGGGUCUCAAGUAAUUUUUUCAACGUUAAACUCCUGUCGCAGCAGAGAAAUGGAAAACUUGUUCGUCCAGAAUCGAAGGGGGACAGCAUUUCUUUGUUGUAUAAUAGACGAAGCGUCUCAGUGCACAGAACCCGAAUCACUGACACCACUUGUAUUUGGCAUCAGCAAAUUGGUUUUAAUUGGGGAUCCAGACCAACUACCAGCUACAGUUACAUCUCCGUACGCUGCACGAAAUCGGUUUGAUCAGUCUCUUUUCAACCGUUUUUAUUCGUCGCGAUUAUCAACUAAUUCGGAGGACGAAGAGGGUGUUCUUAUGUUGGAUACGCAAUAUCGGAUGGCAGCGAAGUGUUAGAGAAAUUGUUAUUUUCGUCGCCAGUUUCGUAGCUUGAUUUUCAUCGUUUUGCUAUUUAAAAUUCCUACCUUUAAUGUGAUCUAAAAGAUUCAGAAAUACAAAAUAUGUAAAAAGCUCCUUCCCCAUAGAGUGCGGCACGCCGAGACAAUUUUGCUGCCAGGAAAUUUCCCUAGUUUUAAAUCUUGUCCUUAAUGCGAAGGAAUCGAAUUUGUGUUCAUACUGCUAUACCUUGCCAUGAUUGUUACAUAUGGAUAUCUUUAACUUAUCUUUAACCCCCCACGCAAUAACCAAUAGACAGCUACUGGGCCAUGGCAGAAACCUUAUUGCUGCCUCGAUGGCCCGUGUCUAACACACUGCCUUCUUUUAGCUUCCUAUCCAGCUGUUUCAUAUUGCGCUCCAAAUUGCUGUGCUUUUCAUUGAUUGCUUCAACGGGUAAGCCGUGGAUACGUCGAUUGAUCGCUUCAAACUGUUUAACCAAAAAAUGAUUAGGAAGAGGCCAGAUGUCAAAAAAUGAAAUAUUUAGGAUACCUUAUCGGUGAACGCAUCCCUAUUCCAUUUGGGAACUUUGUUAUCGUGUGGAUCUUUCAACCCGCCAGGUGUUUGAUUCUCCUCAAUCUUUUUUUUUCUAAAGCCGAGAGUUGCCAGUCAUUCUUAUCCAAUUUUCCUGAAUUACAAGCAACAACAACAAAAAAAACAUGAAUUCAUUUCCAUAUUUCAGAAAUAAAACAAAACAACAAAAAAGAAAAAACAAAAACAAUUCUACCUAUGGCUCGGAUUAGAUCUUUCGGUUUCUUGUCAGUUGGACGGUUGCCUCUCAGCUUGGCUUCCAAAUCACGGACUUUAUUGCUCAGCGAUUCGCUGCCUUCUGAUGCGCCACCUCCACGAGCUCCUGGUUUGCCAGUUCGAUCCUGUAGGUAUAGGAAAAAAAAGUUAAAGAUAAGAAAAAUCGAUCAAACAAACACUCGAUCCGGCAAUGUCAAAUGCUGAGAACAUAUCCAAUGCAAACAAACACAACCGCAGACGCAAAACAAAGAUAAAUAAAAGGGUGCGCCACUCGUAA
This is a messenger RNA of Daphnia magna, 2227 nucleotides long. RefSeq names its product helicase SEN1. Lineage: Eukaryota; Metazoa; Arthropoda; Branchiopoda; Diplostraca; Daphniidae. The coding region runs from base 1 to 1167 and encodes 388 amino acids. Gene Ontology annotation, biological process: termination of RNA polymerase II transcription. The transcript is spliced from 6 exons. Gene Ontology annotation, cellular component: nuclear body. Gene Ontology annotation, molecular function: transcription termination site sequence-specific DNA binding; helicase activity. The record is from RefSeq and is a predicted model, not a curated record.